Drosophila subobscura is the source of this 1561-nucleotide messenger RNA. It is a transcript of the gene Ald1, whose product is annotated as fructose-bisphosphate aldolase. The record is from RefSeq and is a predicted model, not a curated record. The transcript is spliced from 4 exons. Gene Ontology annotation, biological process: glycolytic process; fructose 1,6-bisphosphate metabolic process. Gene Ontology annotation, molecular function: fructose-bisphosphate aldolase activity. The coding region runs from base 202 to 1287 and encodes 361 amino acids. Gene Ontology annotation, cellular component: cytosol. Lineage: Eukaryota; Metazoa; Arthropoda; Insecta; Diptera; Drosophilidae.
UGGAAUUUCGCGUUAACGCCGCCGCCGUCGUCAGCCGCGCAGCACAGCCGAGCAGCGGCAGAGGCAGCAACGGCAGCGAUUACAGACCGAAAAUAAAAGCGUUGAGCUCUCUCCUCCAGUGCAGCAGCAGCAGCACACCCAGCCAGACGAAAUUUCCCCAGAUUCAGUCUCCAGUCUUCGAACUACACUCGAAUCUCAAAUAUGACCACCUACUUCAACUACCCAAGCAAGGAGCUGCAGGAUGAGCUGAGGGGCAUUGCCCAGGCCAUCGUUGCACCCGGCAAGGGUAUUCUGGCCGCCGAUGAGUCCGUGUCGACCAUGGGCAAGCGUCUGCAGGACAUUGGUGUGGAGAACAGCGACGAGAACCGUCGUGCCUACCGUCAGCUGCUGUUCAGCACUGACCCCAAGCUGGGUGAGAACAUCUCCGGCGUGAUCCUCUUCCACGAGACGCUGUACCAGAAGGCCGAUGAUGGCACCCCCUUCGUUGAUAUCCUCAAGAAGAAGGGCAUCAUUCCCGGCAUCAAGGUCGACAAGGGUGUCGUCCCACUGUUCGGCUCCGAGGAUGAGACCACCACCCAGGGCCUCGACGAUCUGGCCGCCCGCUGCGCCCAGUACAAGAAGGACGGCUGCGACUUCGCCAAGUGGCGUUGCGUCCUGAAGAUCGGCAAGAACACCCCAUCCUACCAGUCGAUCCUGGAGAACGCCAACGUGCUGGCCCGCUACGCCUCCAUCUGCCAGUCGCAGCGCAUCGUGCCCAUUGUGGAGCCCGAGGUUCUGCCCGAUGGUGAUCACGAUCUGGAUCGUGCCCAGAAGGUCACCGAGACCGUCCUGGCUGCCGUCUACAAGGCUCUCAGCGACCACCAUGUCUACCUGGAGGGUACCCUGCUGAAGCCCAACAUGGUCACCGCCGGUCAGUCCGCCAAGAAGAACACUCCCCAGGAGAUUGGCCUGGCCACCGUCUUGGCUCUGCGCCGCACUGUCCCCGCCGCCGUCACUGGUGUCACCUUCCUGUCGGGUGGUCAGUCUGAGGAGGAGGCCACCGUCAACCUGAGCGCCAUCAACAAUGUUCCUCUGGGCCGCCCAUGGGCUCUGACCUUCUCGUACGGUCGCGCCCUGCAGGCCUCCGUGCUGAAGGCCUGGGGUGGCAAGAAGGAGAACAUUGGCGCCGGUCAGAACGAGCUGCUGAAGCGCGCCAAGGCUAACGGUGAGGCUGCCGUCGGCAAGUACGUGGCCGGCACUGCUGGCAGCGGCUCCGGCUCCCUGUUCGUGGCCAACCACGCCUACUAAGGAGUGGCGGAACAACGCCCACAACACACACAUAUAUUUAUACAACAAAAAUAUCUAUAUAUAUAAAAAGCAGAUUGCUUCAAAUGUUUGAUUUUUGGCAGAUUUGUUUCUCUUUAACUUAGUUUCGAGAGCUAAGCAGCAAGCAUAUAAAAAAACACAAAAAAAAAAUAGAAGAAAAAACGAAAGAUUUAAACAGAGAAUAAUGAUAAAAAUUUAAUCAUAUAUUUGAGAAAAUGAAUACAUAAACAGCCCCCAACAAAUAAUACAAGCAAAC